CCCGACGGCCCAGACGGCGACCCAUAAGAAAAGAAUUUGUUUUCUGUUGGUUGUUUGCAGAAAUUGGUUUCUUUAAGUAAAUCGAAAUGAGAGAAAGAUUGAGGGAGGAGCUAUCAGGCCUUUCAAUUUCAGUACUGGUUGUAUUUUUUAAGCCUCAAAAUGAAAAAAAAAAAAGUUAGUUUCUCACCAGUGAUUCCGUUAGUAUUAUAGAUGGAUCUGAGCAGAAGAGGCAUAUUGAGGGCUUUCAUGUAGUUAGGGAGUGCAAUUACCACUUUCAAAAAAUUGGGAAGCAAGUUGAUAUAACUAUAGUUCAGGGGGCAUUUAUGAAAUUAAUCCUUUUCACUGGAGGAGUUAAAUUCUUUCAAAACCAAAGAAAAUGCUUCAAUUCCGAUCAUCAAAGGCUGCAAGAAUAGCCAAUUGCUCUCUCAUCUUUCUUCAAACAAGAACCCCAUUAUUUUCCCUCUAUUCCUCGCAACCCCAACUAGACCCAAACCAGAAGCGCCAUGGAUUUGUUUCUCCUUCAAGAGUCCAAAAGCUUAUCGUGUCCCAAUCUGAUCCUCUCCUUGCAAAAGAGAUCUUCGACUAUGCCUCUCGUCAACCCAACUUUCGCCACUCUUACUCUUCCUUUCUCAUUCUCAUUCUCAAGCUUGGUCGUUCCAAAUACUUCUCACUCAUUGACAACCUUCUUGUCCGCCUCAAAGCUGAGCGUUACCCAGUAACCUCAACUCUCUUUUCACAUCUUAUAAGGAUCUAUGGUGAGGCUGAUUUGCCCGACAAGGUCCUUCGAACAUUCUAUAUGAUGAUUGAGUUCGAUUUUAAGCCUUUGCCCAAACACUUGAACCAAAUUCUUGAGAUCCUUGUUUCUUACCGGAGCCAUAUCCUAUCGGCUUUUGAUCUUUUCAAGAGUGCCCACAGAUAUGGAGUUUUGCUCAACACUGAGUCUUACAAUAUUAUGAUGCGGGUCUUUUGUUUAAAUGGUGAUCUCAGCAUUGCGUACCAACUGUUCAACAAAAUGUUUGAGAGAGAUCUUGUUCCCAACGACGAGUCAUAUCGGAUUUUGAUGCAGGGGUUGUGUAGGAAGGGUCAAGUUAACACGGCUGUCGACUUUUUGGAGGAUAUGCUGAACAAAGGGUUUACUCCGGACACCUUGAGCUACACCACAUUGUUGAAUAGUUUGUGUAGAAAGAAACAGCUAAGAGAGGCUUACAAGCUUCUUUGUAGGAUGAAGGUUAAAGGGUGUAAUCCUGAUAUUGUUCAUUAUAAUACGGUCAUAGUGGGAUUUUGUAGAGAAGGGCGUGCCAUGGAUGCUUGCAAGGUUCUUGAGGAUAUGGCCGAAAACGGGUGCUUACCAAAUGUGGUGUCUUACAGAAGCUUGGUCAGUGGACUGUGUCACCAAGGGAGUCUUGACGAGGCGAAAAGAUAUAUGGAGGAGAUGAUGUCAAAGGGGUUGUCUCCACAUUUCUCGGUCGUUCAUGCUUUGGUUAAAGGUUUCUGCAAUGUUGGUAGGGUUGAGGAAACUUGUGGGAUUCUAGCGGAGAGUCUAAAGCAUGGGGAAGUUCCUCAUAUGGAUACUUGGAUCGCAAUUCUUCCUAGGAUAUGUGAAGAGAAUGAGAUUGAGAGUUUGGACGAAAUUCUAAAAGGGGUUCUGAAGAUCGAUCAAGUUCAGCUUGGUACAAAAAUGCACGAGCCACGUACUUGUUUGGAGGACCCCUUGAUGAAAAUGGGCAAGAACUAUGCCAUUAGGAGGUUCUAGAUUUUUCUUGAUUUGUUCAAACUUCCCACAACUUGGAUAAAAUGAAGUUGCUGUUCGAAAAUUGAAGGUUCUAGAUUUUUCGACACAUCGGCAAGCAAAAGCAAUUUGGGUCCCAACUAUGGCUUACAGCCUCACUCAACAUGUCGUUGGUGUUGGUAGAAACAACUUGUUCUUAUGUUGCUGAAAAUGAUGUGUGUAGUUUAGAAUCAGACGACCUUGAAGAGUCACAAAAUGUUUUGUUUUCUGUCGAUUUUCAUUCACAAAACGCCAUGUCGGUCCUCAGUCUUGAUAGCCAUUGUAAAGGGAGUAAACGACAUGUAGAUUGUACACAAUGAAACGAAUUGAAAAUUAUCCGUGU
Messenger RNA from Morus notabilis, 2111 nucleotides. RefSeq names its product pentatricopeptide repeat-containing protein At4g01400, mitochondrial. NCBI's taxonomy places the organism in Eukaryota, Viridiplantae, Streptophyta, Magnoliopsida, Rosales, Moraceae. The record is from RefSeq and is a predicted model, not a curated record. Bases 377 to 1753 code for a protein of 458 amino acids. The transcript has 2 exons. Gene Ontology annotation, molecular function: protein binding.